AAGAGAUGAAUAAGUACCUGACGGUCCCCGCUCCUCCUCCAGACUCGCCCACCAUGUGUAGAGCCAGACUGGCAUCAGGCAAAGGUACUGAUAUCAGAGCUGGUCAGGAGCAAAAAGGAAACAAAAUGUGUUCAGACCCCCAAGCCUACAAUGUGAAGCCUGUGUCAGACAAGGUGCCCGUGAUCCAGGUAGACCUGGCCUCUCCUCAGUCUCCAGACUCUGUUAACCUGUUGGAUGAGUUUGGACAGGCUAACCAGCAGCAGCAGGAGGAGGAGCAGGGCCUGAUGAUGAAGCCCCCAUUGAGGCCAGGGGAACCUAACAAGCCGGGUGAGGCAGACGGAGCAAAAGAUCAGCAGAAACUAAUGAGGUGUCUGAGCGACCCUGGUCCCAGUGCGGACGAAGAUGAAGAUGAGGCCUUUCUCCCCUGAGAUAGCAGGCCAGUUAUGGAAGGGCCAUUAGUUUGUUCCUGCCAUUGCUCUUUUUUUUUUUUUUUUAGGCUGCAGUGGUAGAGCAAAUUCUGGAGUUGGUACUUGAUAAUGGUGGAGGGUGUGGAUGAUGGUCUGAGAUGUUCAGGAAAGAACUAUGCAUUACCAAAGGUUUGGACUGUUCUAGUUUCAGACAAUGUUAUUUUUAGUGUCCGUUUUUCUGUCUUGGUGAUAGCAUAGUUGUUAGCUUUACGUUUGGUCAUGUUUUCUGUCUUCAAAACCACAUUCUCAGCUGCUGGGUAAGCCACAGAAAGCUACUUCAGCCUAGUUUUGACUUUUAUUGCACUUGAGUUUCUUGCUGUCAUUCUGUCACUUGAACUUGCUGGAUAUCCAAACAUUUAGAUUGUAGCUAUUUAGAAAUAUUUGGCCUUAUUUGAUGUCAAACAUUUUCACUUGGUGCAAUUUUUUAAUUUUAUCUGUCUUAUAACACAUUUUAAUGUCAGGGAUGCUGAUAUCUGUUUGUGAUCAGUUUGCUCUGGUACU
Molecule: messenger RNA, 968 nt
Organism: Archocentrus centrarchus (flier cichlid)
Lineage: Eukaryota; Metazoa; Chordata; Actinopteri; Cichliformes; Cichlidae
Product: sodium/hydrogen exchanger 1-like
Exons: 3
Coding region: 6-428 (140 amino acids)
Biological process (GO): sodium ion transport; regulation of pH
Cellular component (GO): membrane
Molecular function (GO): sodium:proton antiporter activity
Source: RefSeq, a predicted model, not a curated record